AUGUCCAGUCAACACAGUGGGCCCGUUCUCCCGCUCAAAUGGAGCCCGGAACCGUUUAACGAGCUGAUCCGUUCCCUUUGUGUCAAGUGUGGAAUCGCGUUUGAGGAUAUCCCAACCCUCGACGACCCUGAUCUCCCGCGACCCGCCUUUGCUGUGGUCCUCGCCAUACCCACCAACCCCAGCUACAAGGCUAGGAAAAAGCGGUCCAGGGUGCUCGGAGCGGACCUGGGGAUCCAGACAGCUUAUAUGAAGGUGGCCACGAACGGCGCUCCUGCCGUGCCAGUCGGCCUUGAAAACGAAGUGGCAUACCACUCUAUCUGCUUGGUUCGAUCGAUCAAGGACGAAUUCCUGUACAAACUCGACGGGGUCAGCAAAGGGCCUUUUCGCUUGGGCAAAGUCGACCUGGGCAAGGGCGGCGACAUUCUCACCCAAAAGACAGUUUUUCUCAUCAAGCGAUACAUCAGCAGAGAUCAAGGCAGAAACGCCCCCAGACUUAUGGGCACUUGUGAACCGUGGGGAAAAGGAUGA
Messenger RNA from Parathielavia appendiculata, 528 nucleotides. RefSeq lists its product as uncharacterized. The transcript is spliced from 2 exons. Bases 1 to 528 code for a protein of 175 amino acids. Gene Ontology annotation, molecular function: cysteine-type deubiquitinase activity. Gene Ontology annotation, biological process: protein deubiquitination; ubiquitin-dependent protein catabolic process. Gene Ontology annotation, cellular component: cytoplasm. The record is from RefSeq and is a predicted model, not a curated record. Lineage: Eukaryota; Fungi; Ascomycota; Sordariomycetes; Sordariales; Chaetomiaceae.